Molecule: messenger RNA, 630 nt
Organism: Eremomyces bilateralis CBS 781.70
Lineage: Eukaryota; Fungi; Ascomycota; Dothideomycetes; Eremomycetales; Eremomycetaceae
Exons: 1
Source: RefSeq, a predicted model, not a curated record
UGGGGGCCGAUUGGACCCAAAGGACACGUCAUUCUUCAGCCCCGCCAUCAGCUUCUGUACGUUCUUGUCACUCGACGAAGAAAUAUCGAGUCUGCUUCUACAGGAAAUUAGCGCCUUUGCUACAUAGUUAGGCAUGCCCCUCGCUUAAGCGAUGGUUGUUUUCAUGCUAUAGCAAGACGACCCUGAUGUCGGAAAGGCUUACUAGGAAUGGGAAGCAGAGACACAACGAAACGAGACGAGAGACAUGGGACUAGGCCGCUUCUCGUUCACGCUAGGUGCUGCUAAGAAUUGGGCCUUCAUUAUGACGAGCUCGGGAUACAUAGGACUUACUCCCAAGUGGACGCAGAUAGGCGAUCAGGUUUGUGUCUUGCCUGGAUGCUGCGUUCCAGUGGUUCUGCGCUAUGCGGAGGGAUGCUAUUCCCUGGUUGGCGAGUGCUUUGUCUUGGGCUUGAUGGACGGGGAGAUGUUGGAUAGCAGUGACUGGGAGGCUCAACUACGUGACUUUGAUAUAGUUUGACAGGAAUAAAGCAUAGAUAGAUUCCUCCUUUAUGUUUGCCUCACGAUUGGAGAUUCCCUACAGUGAGACCCUUAUAUAUACUAAGUGAAUUAGCUAGCGGAGCGUAAAUAGAG